Molecule: messenger RNA, 2685 nt
Organism: Volvox carteri f. nagariensis
Lineage: Eukaryota; Viridiplantae; Chlorophyta; Chlorophyceae; Chlamydomonadales; Volvocaceae
Exons: 9
Coding region: 1-2199 (732 amino acids)
Molecular function (GO): thiolester hydrolase activity
Source: RefSeq, a predicted model, not a curated record
AUGAACCCCAUUCAAGAGAAGGGCUUGAAGGGGCCGGCGGAUUAUUGCACCUGCUCAGAGAUCGCUGAGCUCCGCCAGAGGGUAGCGAGACUGGAGACACUUCUGCAGGCCGUCCUUGCCACCAUCCCAACGGUCUUGCGACAAGACACAUUGCUCUCAGCCGCAGCCACCGCUGAUGCUGUCGUCGACGCCGACGCCAUCAUCGCCAAUGCGGCCCUCUUAACGGAUGGCUCCACCCCCCCGCCAGGGGCCAUGAGACCGGCAGCCGAGCACCCCCGACACCAACACCAACAGCAGCAGUUGACAGUAGCAGCUGAGCAGCUGCUCCGAGACCCAGGGGAUGUACGACCGAGCGGUGGCGCCGCUGCCGCUACGGACUCGCUGUUGAAGGCGGACGCUGCGACCACGACGCCGCUGCCGCCGGUGGCGGCAGCUCCACCUUCAACAGCACCAGAUGACGGCGGUGCCACGACCGUACCAGCUACAGCCGCCGUACCAGCCACCCAUCGGCAUUUACACGGCGUGGCUUACACAACAUCCCCCCCAGUGGCCGCUGACUCAGAUCCCAUCCUGGAUCCCACCACAGUCGUUGUCCCUGCAGCCACCGCCGCUGCUGGCCCCAAAUCCGGAUCUGGAUCCAGAUUCGGAACCAUCGGGACCAGAGCUGAGGCCUCUGGUCUCGGAGGGGAUUUAUCACUAGGGCGGGGAGUGGGGUCUGGGGUUUUGAGGGGGGGAGCUGGCGGGGGCUCGGGGGGUGUGGGGGAUGGUGGCGGGGUUGGGAUUUGCGUCGCCAUGGCAGCUACCCGCGUGGUGAUGCACCAGUUGGUGCUGCCGGCUGACGUGAACCAGCUGGGUAUUUGUACGGGAGGACAGGUUCUUAGCUGGAUCGACGUGUGUGCGGGUUUGUCCGCCAAGACACUCGUUCAUGGGCCCUGUGUCACGGCCUCCGUGGAUGCCGUACACUUCUUGCGCCCCUGCCGACUGGGCUGUGUGGUCAUCAUCGCGGCCAUGGUCUCAAGAACCUUCAACACGAGCCUGGAGGUGGCGGUGGUGGUUGAGAGCGAGGAUAUGCGUACGGGCGUACGACACCACUGCUGCUCGGCGCAUCUUACAUUUGUCGUACGACCCCGUACGGAUACGGCCACGCCCGGGUUUGCGGUGGGUCUCCCCCGGGUUUACCCGACAACGCCGGAGCAUCGAGCCAUGUGGGAGGGCGCGGAGGUACGGCGGCAGCAGCGGCUGGAGCGCCGUACACGGGUACGGCGGAAUCCUGAGCUGCGAGAGGCAGAGCGGGUGUGCAGGCUGCAGCCCAUCACCCACCGGGAGGGGGGACCCACACUGCCGCCAGCCGUCACCCUCCCACAACCCAACAACCACCACAACCACCACAACGACCGCUCAUCGCCCGCGAGACGCUCACCCCGGAUUCACGCCGGUGGUGGAGCUCCUGCGGUGGUGGCCGAGGAGGUGGAGCGGGUGGCGUCACUGCCAGUGCCGCCGCCGCCGCCGUACCGUCAGGGGGUGAAUCCGGGUUGUACGACAGCCUACAUGACGCAAUCUAUUUUGCCGCAACACGCCAACACGUUGAACAUUACGUUUGGAGGGCAGGUGAUGAGCUGGAUGGAGCAGUGCGCCUACAUCAGCGCCUCUCGGCUGAGGUCCCCCGCACUGCUGACCGCCGCCAUGGACAGCGUGUCGUUCGUGAAACCCACACGCGUGGGGGACAUACUCUACAUCACGGCACAAGUCACGGCCAUAUUCGGGAGCAGCCUCGAGGUGAUGGUCAGUGUAUUCGGAGAGAGCCCGUAUGCGGGAGCGGGAAGCAGCGCCGUCAAGGCAGCCGAAGCGGCGGCGGCGGCAGCGGAAGGGCCCAACGGCGGCGGCGGCGAGGAGGGGGGCGGCAUCUUUCAUUGCGCCGAUGCCUUCGUCACGGUGGUAGCUGUGGACGAGCGGCACGGGUCGCCAGUCACGGUGCCCUUCGAGCUGGACCCGCAGGAACCGCCCGACCUGCUCCGAUACCAGGGUGCUGUGGCACGUCGGGCGGAGCGUCUCGCCCUCCGCGGAGAGUUCACGGCGGCGGAGGGCACCCGGCUGUCCCUGGACGGCAGCCACCCCUACAGCCCGCCGCCGGAGAGGGCGGCCGGAGCGGCGGACGACUCCGACGGCGGCGGCGUACUGGACGCUAUCCCGCCGCUUUGAUGUGGGUACGGACGUGGGUACAAAGAUACAGACGUAUGUAUACAGACGAUAUCGGUUGAGGGCGGCGGAUGCGGAGAGCAUUGCGUAAUUUGAAGCGGGGACACCCCCCGCCUGCUGCGACCACUGCUGCAGCUGCUGCUGCUGCUGCUGCUGCUAUAACCUUCGCUGCUGAGAAUAGUGUCAGUAGGAGGGAUUUUGGCGGUAUUAUAGAGGGUUCACAUGACGGGCGUCCCUUGACGGGCGUCCCUUGAAAAAAAUCAUUCGGUGCUUAGUGGGAGUAUAUCUGAACAGACAGGGGCAAGAGAGCACAUGGCCACGCGUCUGAAUAUUGUCUGAUACGGACAAGGGGCCAGUACAGGGAAACAGGUCCUAUUUUGCCUGAGAUGCCAGUACAGGAAAACGCAACGGUCAGUCACGAUGUAUUCACGACUAGAAAGCCGCGGAUUCAAUAUUGAGAACGUAGUUUUGUAACUAGAUCGAUUUCGU